AUGGAGAGUGAAGUUGAAGAAGCCAGUGUUGUCCUGGCUGCUGCCCUGAACUGGAGGUCCUUUGGUAAUGCAGUCCAAGGGCAUCCGGACCUGUCUGCGGAGGUGACCCUUCCCUGGCACUACUGCCAGCAGAAAACACAACGUUUCAUCUACUGCUCUGACACUGGCUGGGCCCUGGGGGCCGAGGAGUCUGACUUUUAAGGUCGGGCCUUCCCCUUCCCGUCCAAGAUGGCACAGCUGAUGGACCACGAGCCCUGAAAGCUCUCACAGACUGGACAGAGGAAGCAGGACUACGGACCCAAAGUUAACUUUUGGUAACAGAAGCCAAGGACCGCUGGCCUCAGAGGCUUCCCCAGCUUCAGCCGGUAGGUGGUGUUGAGAACGGGUCCACCGGUCCCGGAGGACUUUCGGUGUGUGCAGUAGUGGACCCUGGACCACUGCCGCGAGGGGGACUCCGCCCCCGACCGCCUGGACGAUGCCUGGCUCGGGGGAAGCAGCAGGUGAGCCUCAACCUACCGUCCGCACCGUGCAGUCCACGUCGCGUUAGCAAAGUCAGGCGGCUGCUCCGUCUAAACCCCGUCUGGCUUCCCCGAGGCCUUGGUGGAAGGUGUGACGGCCCCAGGCUCUGUCCUAGGCCAAGAGGUGGAGGCGGCCUUCCGCUCACCCCGCCGCUCUCUGCUGAGCUCCGCAGAGCCGCGUGGACCCGGGGCAGCGCGCCCUCCCCCGCGGUCACACGGGGCCGCCGCGCGUGCGCCACCUUCAGGAAGCUGUGGGCGAGUCAGUCCUGCCGGGAGGCCGCUAGGCCCGGGCGGCCGCUAG
Molecule: messenger RNA, 819 nt
Organism: Delphinapterus leucas (beluga whale)
Lineage: Eukaryota; Metazoa; Chordata; Mammalia; Artiodactyla; Monodontidae
Source: RefSeq, a predicted model, not a curated record